CGGUCCCCGGGCGCUCGGGGCCUUCCGCCCCCCGAGGCGUGGGAAAGGGAAGGACCCAUGCCUCGGGCCCUGCGACCCCUUCGCAGCCAGACGAGACGGCGGCCGCCUGCUCGGGCGCCGGGCUGCAGGAAGGGAAGUCAGGUCCCCAGUGCUGGGAGCCAGAGGGGUGCACAUCGACCUACCCAAGACACUUGCCAGGGCUGCGGCUGUAAUUCGCAACGGGACUUCCCUGAUAUGUCAGGCGAUGCUGAUCUGUCCAUGAUGUUCCUUAAUCUAAAGUCACACUCGUCGGAAGAGCCUGUGGCCCUCACGACUACGAAGUGCGCUCUCUCAGCCUUACUCUUCUACAGAAAUGACUGGACGGUUCCUCAUAACCGCGUGCUUUUCCUUCAGAGGAGCCACCACCCCACAUCCCCAAAUUAAGGAAAAACAUAGUCGGUGCAUCCGGAUAAGGAGCUAACCAUAUAAUUAUGAGAAACUCACAGGUUUUAAGAACUGAGUUACAAAAUGGUGCAUUGAAGAGAGGAGGGAACUCAAGAUGGGGAGGGCGGGUAUUUUCAAACGUUUCUUUUUAAACCCAAGGCACUGUAAGGACAAGGGUAGAAAACUAGACGGCAAGGGGUUUGUCUCUGAAAUCGAGAAGGCAAAAAGGCGUCGUAGAUGCUGCACAAAGUAGAGAGAGCUAGAUAAAGAAGGGUUGUGGGGCGUCCUUGUAAAACCCCAGCAGGAACCCAACGUCUAAAACCUCUGGCCGGCAACGCGGACUUAAACUCGGAACGCAAUUUCGGCAAGCGCAGUUUUCCCGCCGGAGCUCGGGUCUGAGCAGUCUUCCUCCUGCGCAGGCGCGGUACCACUUACGGAGCAUGGAAGCGGCGGCUUUUCUGUGCUUAGCAGCGGCGGUCCUAGGAUGGGGCUUCCUCUGGGUUUGGGACUCUUGGGAACGCAUGAAGGGUCAGAAGCCGGCUGGCUUGCCGGGAGAUGGAAACAGGACCCUCCUGGUGAUCGCGCACCCCGACGAUGAAGCCAUGUUCUUUGCUCCCACUGUGCUAGGCUUGGCCCGCCUGAGGCACCGGCUGUCUUUGCUCUGCUUCUCUGCAGGAAAUUACUACAAUCAAGGGGAGAUUCGUAAGAAAGAACUUUUGCAGAGCUGUGAUGUUUUGGGGAUUCCACCCUCCAGUAUAAUGAUUAUUGACAACAGGGAUUUCCCAGAUGACCCAGGUGUGCGGUGGGACACAGAGCAUGUGGCUAGCACCCUCCUCCAGCACAUAGAAGUGAACAGCAUCAACCUGGUGGUGACUUUCGACGCAGGGGGAGUGAGUGGUCACAGCAACCACGUUGCUCUAUAUGCGGCCGUGAGGACCCUGCAUUCAGAAGGGAAGUUACCUAAAGGGUGUUCCGUGCUCACACUUCAGUCAGUGAAUGUGUUACGCAAGUAUAUCUCCCUCCUGGACCUGCCCUUUACUCUGCUUCAGACCUGGGAUGUCCUCUUCGUGCUCACCAGCAAAGAAGUGGCACAGGCCAAGAAAGCCAUGUCCUGCCACCGCAGCCAGCUGCUCUGGUUCCGCCGCCUCUACGUGCUCUUCUCCAGGUACAUGAGAAUCAACUCUCUGCACUUCCUCUGAAGCCUUGAAGAGCUUUCCGGUCCGCAGAAGAAAGGGAGAAGAACGAGCCCAGGAAGCCUGGCGACUGGCCGUGAGCUGGCUCGCCUCCCCGGGGCCGAGGCAGACAGAGCUCUGCUCAUCCAUGCCGUGAGCCUCUAACAUAUGUGGGGGGGGGGGGGGGGCGUGCUGGCCAACGGGUUGUCCAAGCUUGAGCUUCUUCGUCUGGGGGAAAAAAAAACCUACAGCAGCCCAAACCAAACAAACCCAAGGGUAAUAACAGCCACCCUGCUAGAUCCUCAAGUUCUCGUGAAAAACAGGUUAUGUAAGGGCACAAUGUAUGUCAAACACAUAGCACAGAGCCUGCUAGGAUUACAAAUGAAGGCAAAAGCGUGCUGACAUCAUCACUUCACAGAGGCCAUGAUAGAGUAUUUUUACAUCGUUUCCAAAGCAGGCUUGCCAAACACACACACACACACACACACACACACACACACACACACACAC
Messenger RNA from Herpailurus yagouaroundi (jaguarundi), 2105 nucleotides. It is a transcript of the gene PIGL, whose product is annotated as phosphatidylinositol glycan anchor biosynthesis class L. Gene Ontology annotation, molecular function: N-acetylglucosaminylphosphatidylinositol deacetylase activity. NCBI's taxonomy places the organism in Eukaryota, Metazoa, Chordata, Mammalia, Carnivora, Felidae. The record is from RefSeq and is a predicted model, not a curated record. The transcript is spliced from 7 exons. Bases 864 to 1622 code for a protein of 252 amino acids. Gene Ontology annotation, cellular component: endoplasmic reticulum.